AUGUCGUCGUGGAAGAUCGGAAAGAGUGCGUGCUUGGUUCCAAGCUGUCGUUGACUGUGAAGCUUCGUGUGUCAGGUGGUGCAAGUGGAUGGCGUCGGCUGGGAACGGUCCGUCCAUGUCCGGCGUCAGCUGGAUCUACUCCGCAUCUCAUCCGUCAUCUGUCGUGUUCCAUCCCGCCCGGCCCACCUACCCCCUACCGGCGCGUGUGCGCACUCUUUGGCGAUAAGAACUGACCGUCCAUUGAUCUGUCGCUCCUCGUAGAACUCAAGGAAGCUGCUCGAGGCGCAACGUCGUCUUCGUCGGCCUCAGCGAGCUCAGCGCCCGCCGUCGCCGUCGCCGCAGCACCGCCACAACCGGCCUCAGCAGCACCGCCAUCGUCAUCGAGCCGUGUCCCCGCAUCGUCAGGUGCUGCCUCAUCCAUCGCGAACCCUUCGCCCUCGACCUCGACCUCGACCUCGGGUCCACCCAUCUCCCGUUCGGGUGUCUUGACCAUCCGCGUCGUCGAGGCGAGGCAUCUGGUCUUGCCCCAGGACGGACAGUUGCCGAGCGGCAUCCAGAACGCCGUCGACGAGUACAAGUCGUCCUUGUCGAGGAACCGAGAUAGCGCCCAGAGGAAACAGACAUGGUGGCUGCCGUGAGUGGAACCCAAAACGGCUCAGGCGUUGGGCUUCGUGCCGCUGACCGGGUUUCGGACAACAGAUACGUUGUACUCGAAUUCGACAAGAACGAAGUCUUGGUCGACGCGAUGGGAGGUGAACUCACCGCUCCCGUAUGGAUGUUCCGGGGCCAAUUGUACGUGGACAAGCGAAGCGAGGUGUCGCUCAAAGUAUCGCUUACCCAUGCGUACACACGCUCCGUCUCUCAACAGCGAUGUGUCCCGCGUCUCCGACGUCACCAUUUCCGCCUACCUACGAACAGCACCGGUCGCUGCAGGCGGCAACAGGAAUGACAUGGGAAACGAUCUCUUCCUCGGUGGCAUCAAGUGAGUCUUUUACGAGGGGUCGAGAUCGGAAUCAAGCCGCAAGAUCUGAUCGCGCCGCUUUGUCCCCUAGCUUUACGCCCGUCUUUGAUCCCAACCAAGCUUCGGACCAAUGGUACGCCGCUUCGUCGGGCGCCGGCGAGUUUCACAUCCAGGUCGCUUUCAAGCCGGGAACGAACGAGGCCAUGUCGAUCGAUGCCUUUGACUUACUCAAAGUUAUCGGCAAGGGCUCCUUUGGCAAAGUCAUGCAAGUGCGCAAGAAGGACACGGGCCGUAUCUACGCCCUCAAGACCCUGCGCAAAGCCCACAUCGUCUCGCGAUCCGAGGUGACACAUACCCUUGCCGAGCGCACCGUCCUGGCCCAGGUCAACAACCCGUUUAUCGUACCCCUCAAGUUCAGUUUUCAAAACGCCGAGAAGCUCUACCUCGUCCUUGCUUUUGUCAAUGGUGGCGAGCUGUUCCAUCACUUGCAGCGGGAAGGUCGCUUUAGCGAGGAACGAUCACGUUUUUAUGCCGCCGAACUCUUGUGUGCGCUCGAGCACUUGCAUUCCUUCAACGUCAUCUAUCGGUGAGUUCAUGAACCCACUAGGAAAGCUUUCCUUGACGCGUUUUUGCACCGUUCUGAUUGGUUCGCCAUACCGCAGAGAUUUGAAACCGGAGAACAUCCUGAUCGACUACGUCGGCCACAUCGCCUUGUGCGACUUCGGUCUCUGCAAGCUCAACAUGGGUAAUUCUGAAACGACCAACAGUGAGUACUGAUUCUUGCAUUAAGGGGGAGGAGGGGGGGGAGGGUAGCGGUUCCUUGCGCGCCUACCGUGACUGAUACUAUACGAUUUGACUUUGGCAGCUUUCUGUGGUACGCCCGAGUACCUUGCACCCGAGCUUUUGCUGGGUCAUGGAUAUCAGAAGACCGUCGAUUGGUGGACGCUCGGUGAGUUACACCAGACUGGGCCCCUGUUGAAAGCCCGUCCUGAUACGAAUGGUCGCGCCGGAUCAGGUACAUUGCUUGCCGAGAUGUUGCAGGGCUUGCCGCCAUACUACUCGGAGAACACGAACGAGAUGUAUCAAAAGGUGAGGCCGUGGUCCUAAUAAGACGUAUCAGGGAAUCUGGUCAUUGACAGCCAUUUCAUAUUUGUUCCAUCACAGAUCCUAACCGACCCCCUCAAGCUCACCGACGACGUCUCCCCCGAUGCCAAAUCCCUCAUUCAAGGCCUUUUAACCCGCGACCCUGCCCAGCGUCUCGGCUCUAACGGUGCAGAGGAGAUCAAACGUCAUCCCUUCUUCAGCAAGCAUAUCGACUUCGAUCUGUUGAUGGCGAAGAAGAUCCAGCCGCCUUUCAAGCCUAGUGUCGCUAGUGCGGCGGAUACGUCCAACGUAAGUUUCUUUUCUGCGACAUGACAUCGCAGUCGGACCGGAUUGGACUCAUCGACUGAUCGCACUCUUUGCUUUUGGGGCUCGAACAGUUUGACGCCGAGUUCACGUCCGAAGCACCCCUGGAUUCGGUCGUCGAGGACUCGCACCUUAGUGAGAGUGUACAAGCCAACUUCACGGGAUUCACGUACGUCAUUCUAGCGCUCAUGUUGUGACAUUCGACCCUGUGGUCUCACUGACGGAGGGGCUUGUUGAUCUGGCGUCAAAACAGAUAUGUGCAACCUGCCGGUGCGUUCGGCGAAUCGGUGAGGUAA
Molecule: messenger RNA, 2664 nt
Organism: Microbotryum saponariae
Lineage: Eukaryota; Fungi; Basidiomycota; Microbotryomycetes; Microbotryales; Microbotryaceae
Source: the annotation of a GenBank genome assembly